CCCAUAAAAAGGGAAAAAAGGAGAAAAAAUGGGAAACAAUGAAAAAAAUGGGAUAAAUGGGUGAAAAAUUUGGGGACAAGUGAUGGAAGAGGGGUUGGAGAAUAGGGGAAAAAGGGCCAAAAGUCGUGGGGAAAAAUGGAAAUAUGGCAGGAAAAAUGGUGGGAAAAAUGGGGAAAACCACCAAAAAUUGGGAAAAAUCCCCCAAAAACUGGGGAAAACUCCCCAAAACUGGUGACGAGCCGGAACGCCGCUGUCGUUGCAGGAUGAUCCCGGCGCCCAGCGCCUCCUUCUCGCUGUCGGACCUGGCGCCGGGCCGCGCCUACGAGCUCUGCGUGCUGGCCGUGUUCUCGGACGCGCGCAGCUCGCUGCCGGCCACGCGGCCGCUGGGCUGCCGCCGCUUCACCACGCGGCCGCCGGCGCGGCCGUGCCGCUCGCUGCAGGCGCAGUUCCUGGGCGGCACCAUGAUCAUCGUCAUCGGCGGCAUCAUCGUGGCCUCGGUGCUGGUGUUCAUCUUCAUCCUGCUGGUGCGCUACAAGGUGCACGGCGCGCCGGCCAAGGGCACCGCGCACGUCUGCUCCCAGACCAACGGUGCCGCCGCCGCCCUCGGCCGCUCCGCCUCCAAGCUGGAGCAGCUGGAAUGUUCCGGAACCCUGGGCAAGGGCAGGGCCGGGGAGAGGCCGGGGGAGAAGGGGGAAGGGGCUGAGGUGGGGUCGUGA
Messenger RNA from Taeniopygia guttata (zebra finch), 716 nucleotides. The record is from RefSeq and is a predicted model, not a curated record. NCBI's taxonomy places the organism in Eukaryota, Metazoa, Chordata, Aves, Passeriformes, Estrildidae.